CGGGCGGCGACGCAGAAAGGAAGCAGCCGAGGCCGGGGACGGCGCCCAGGACGCCCGAGACAGAUGUCUGGGAUGGAGGACUUAUCUGCACGUAACAACUUCUACAUCGGCCUUGGCCUAGCUCUCAGCUCCAGCUUGUUCAUUGGAGGGAGUUUUAUCCUCAAGAAGAAGGGCCUUCUCCGGCUGAGCGGAAAGGGCUCUGUCCGAGCAGGUCUUGGAGGUCAUGCAUACUUGCGAGAGUGGUUGUGGUGGGCAGGGCUGCUAUCUAUGGGAAUUGGAGAAGCUGUAAAUUUUGCUGCAUAUGUUUUUGCCCCAGCAACGCUGGUAACGCCUCUGGGAGCACUAAGUGUUCUAGUCAGUGCUGUUUUAUCCUCCUACUUCCUGAACGAGCGGCUAAAUGUCCAUGGGAAAAUCGGCUGCAUUCUGAGUAUUUUGGGAUCUACAGUCAUGGUGAUCCAUGCCCCAGAGGAAGAAGAAGUUGCCAGUCUGGAGUCAAUGGCAGAGAAAAUGAAAGAUCCAGGAUUCAUCGUGUUUGCCGUGUGUGUGGUGGUGAGUUCCAUUCUCCUCAUCUUCGUGGCCGGGCCUCGCUACGGACAGAGCAACGUUUUAGUGUACGUUCUGGUCUGCUCUGCCAUCGGUUCGCUGUCCGUUUCUUCCGUCAAAGGCUUGGGCAUUGCCAUCAAAGAGCUGUUUGCAGGGAAGCCCGUUUGGAAAGAACCCUUGGGCUGGAUUCUCUUGGUGUGCCUCGUGGUCUGCAUCAGCAUCCAGAUCAACUACCUGAACAAGGCCUUGGACAUAUUCAACACCUCUGUGGUCACCCCCAUCUACUACGUCCUCUUCACCACCGCAGUUAUGACCUGCUCGGCCAUCCUCUUCAAGGAGUGGCAGCACAUGGUUUUGCUGAACAUCAUCGGCACCAUCAGUGGCUUCCUCACCAUAGUUUUUGGCAUCUUCCUUCUGCACGCUUUCAGAGACGUCCCUUUCACCACAGACCUGCUGCCUCUGUUCCUGAAACAUGGCCCAAGGGAUGUGCAAGUAGCUUCUUGGAGAAAGGGGGACAAGCAUCCGUCCUGUCUUCAUCGGCCCCUCUUGGAAUCAGAGGACAUGCUCAAAGAGGGGACAGGGAAAGCAGAGGUAGAGGAAGGCCAGAGUUUUUGAAAAACGGUGCAGUCUGUUGGCUCGGACACCGUACUGGCCUUAGAGCUCUUCCAAAGAACUUUGCUACUGCUGCUGCUUUACACCAGAGCACUUGAAUCAUUCAUGGGUAACCUUGAAGUACUUGAGAAAAGUUUCCUCAUCUAGAAACUCUUUAACUGGUAACUUUCUUGAACCAAAUAAGAGAGAGUUCAGGCUAGAGCAGGCAGCUCUCAUCUCUUUCAGCCUCCUUCAGCAUUGUCAACUCCUCUCUUUUCCUUCUGUGCUUCUACAAUUAGCUUGGAGAGAAUUUGUACCUGAGUAGGGUUUUGCAGCCAACCCCACUGCCCAGCCUUCCCACAGAGAAAACAGCUUUUCAAACUGCACAGUGUUUCAGAAGUGUUCGAUGGUGGGCUAUGGGAGUGUCUAUUGCUUGAAAUAGGGGAGGAGGAGGAGGCCAGCACUCUUAUAUGGUGCACACAAAUCUUUAUCUUUAGGUGCUCACAAACCUAUCUGUCUUCCCAGCAAGAGACAAGAGUGAAUGAGAAAUUGGGUUCACCCUCCCACACUCUUGGCACUGAUCCCAGGCCAUUUCAACAUCUUGGAGAGAUGGAGGGAGUCUCAUUCAACCUAGGGAACUUCCCAUGUGGGCAAUGAAAAGAACUUUUCAAGAAAGAGGAGAUUCUCCUUGCAUUUCUCCUCUGGAUCAUUUUAGGGAAAAGAGGACAAGACUUGGGGAGAGGAGGGUGGCUUGAUCCUACCACAUAAAGUGGAUCAUUGAUAAAAUUAGGUGCUAAGCAGUGGGUUUAACUCACAAACAAAGGAAUGUUCUCAACCUUUUUGCCUAAAUGUGCUUUUGAAAAUCACAAUCACUAAUUGAAAUCAAUGUGAUUUGCAUUCGCAUAAGUGUACUUAAGCCAAGGAGCAAGACUCCCUUAUGAGAAAGUCGCUGCUGUGUCUAAUCUUGGCAAUAACAGUGCCUUACCACUUUCUGAAUGUAAGGACAAUAUAUUGUGGGUGGCCUUAAAGGUUUAACUUCUAAAAUUUAAAAGUGUUAACAGUUUACAAAUUAUUUAAAACAAACGUGUUACUAUCUUGUAUAGCCUUGCAGAACCUAUAGGGUAACACUUGUUGCAGAUAUAUAUAUAUAUAUAUAUGGCUUUUUAAAAAGAAUGUAUGUAGCGUUUUCGUUCAAAUUCAUUUGUAUUGUUUGUUAACUUUAAGGUAUCACUUUGGCUUA
Molecule: messenger RNA, 2374 nt
Organism: Eublepharis macularius
Lineage: Eukaryota; Metazoa; Chordata; Lepidosauria; Squamata; Eublepharidae
Product: magnesium transporter NIPA2-like
Exons: 6
Coding region: 64-1158 (364 amino acids)
Biological process (GO): magnesium ion transport
Cellular component (GO): membrane
Molecular function (GO): magnesium ion transmembrane transporter activity
Source: RefSeq, a predicted model, not a curated record